Stomoxys calcitrans (stable fly) is the source of this 1703-nucleotide messenger RNA. Its product is annotated as solute carrier family 25 member 45. The coding region runs from base 388 to 1320 and encodes 310 amino acids. Gene Ontology annotation, cellular component: mitochondrion. Gene Ontology annotation, molecular function: high-affinity L-arginine transmembrane transporter activity. The record is from RefSeq and is a predicted model, not a curated record. NCBI's taxonomy places the organism in Eukaryota, Metazoa, Arthropoda, Insecta, Diptera, Muscidae. Gene Ontology annotation, biological process: mitochondrial L-ornithine transmembrane transport. The transcript has 6 exons.
AAGCAGUCGUUAGAUAGACAGUGUCAGUCUCACACUAAACACCGUGGUUGUUGCACUCGUGGGUGCUAGUCGGUCGGUGCACUCGUGUGUGUGUGUGCGUGCCGAGGAAAAAUCGCGAUAAAUUUAACAACGGCAAUAAAAAUAAUAACAACAACAUCGCCAAAAACACAUACAACGGGUGUGAAUUUCGUCACAUAAAAAGAUAAUUAAAUUAAUUUGCAAUAAAAUAAUAAUUAUUUGUUUAUGUUAUGAAUUUCUUAUGAAAAUAAACACACACACACACACACACAUCUUGGCAUAACCUUUAAAGCUUGUUGUGUUUCACAUCCUCAAGUGGCUUUGUAUGACGUUAUAACUUUUGGUAGCAGCGGUAACAGUUAAGGAAAUAUGAAAGAAACUUACUGUGAUUUUAUUGCGGGUUGUUUUGGUGGAGCUUGUGGAGUAUUUGUGGCUCAUCCCUUGGAUACGAUUAAGACAUGGCAACAAGCCUCCAAUACCUCCGUGCCAACAGCGAUUACACAAAUCUAUAAACGCAACAAUGGGAUCAACGGAUUUUACAGAGGAAUGUUUUUUCCAUUUGUUACAAAUGGUGCUAUCAAUUCCAUACUUUUUGGAGUUUAUGGCAAUCAUUUGCGGCAGCUGAGACGCGUUUGCCACAGUGACUAUCAGCGAGAACAAUUGGAAUAUAAGAAUAUGUUCAUAGCGGGUUCAAUAGCAGGGUUUGUGCAAUCGUUUAUAGCAUGUCCCAUAGAGUUGAUAAAGGUGCGGCUGCAGACACAUCAUUAUUACAACAAAUAUAUUUAUGGCAAACGAAGAACCCCCAUGUGGAUGUUUAAGCGUAUUGUUCAAAUGGAUGGCUUUUCGGGUCUGUUUAGAGGCCUGGUGCCCAUGAUGUGUCGGGAUGUCUUUCCUUAUGGUAUAUAUAUGCUGGGUUAUCGUUACACCACCACCUAUUUGGACAACACUGAAUUUGUACAGGCCAGACGUAGACAACGUUCCGACGAGGACACCGAAGUAGAUUUUGUUGUAACAACCCUGGCGGGAGCCUGGGCGGGCAUAUUAUCUUGGGUUUGUGUCAUACCUUUCGAUGUGGUCAAGACCAUAAUGCAGGCCGAGGAGAAUCGUAAAUAUCACUCGACAACACAUUGUAUAAUAGAUAAUUUCCAGCGUUAUGGCUGGCGAAGUUUAUUCCGCGGCAGUUGGAUGCUGGUGGUCAGGGCUAUACCGUUUAAUGCCGCCACAUUUUUGGGCUAUGAAUACGCUUUGGAAUGGUGUCAUAAAUAUUUUCAAGUUCAAACAAGAGGACCAAAAUUCAUUUAGAUUAAGUUUAUCUCUCCUUAAUGCUUAUUUUGUUAUUUAUUUAUUUAUUUAUUAUUUUCAAUUGGCUUAUGUAUGGUUUUGAGUUGUUAAGUUUUAACUAUUAUUUAAUAAUUGUCAAAAUUAAUCAUUUAUAUCAAAUGUCAUUAAAAAUUUGUUUUAUCUAAUGAAUUAAUUCGUUUGUGAAUCAAUGAGAAAAGAACUAGGGAUAUCAAAUCUGAUUAUGUUUUUUAUAUGUUUAUACUUUCAAAUGUCAAAUUUAAUUAUCAAAGACUUUGUCAAAUUUUAUGUUUUUUACAAAACUUCUUUUAAAAUUGGAUUUAAUUAAGAUUUUUAUUUAUUUUUUUUUUAAUUUUAAAUAUAUGUAUAUAAAAAGUUUAAUUGAA